GGCGCCCGGAUGGGCCGUUUUGAGGUGACUAGAAUGCAGACACUCGCACCCUGACCUGGCUGCCUGGCUACUGACAUGGCCCACCGUGGCGGGGAGAGGGAUUUUCAGACUUCAGCUCGGCGGAUGGGUACCUCCCUGCUCUUCCAGCUCUCGGUGCACGAGCGAGAAUUGGACCUCGUUUUUCUGGAUCAUAGCUAUGCCAAACCAUGGAGCGCCCACCCGGAUGCCAGUAGUGCCCGCCCCACCCGCAUGCUCUUUGUAACGCCCCGUCGGCAGCAGGAGAAUACUAUUGAAUCAGACGUUCCAAUAGAUGUGGAGACGGUCACGUCAACUCCUGUUCCACUCUAUGACAACCAGAAGGCACGAAGCGUGAUGAACGAGUGUGAACGCCAUGUCAUCUUCGCCAGGACAGAUGCGGAUGCUCCUCCCCCACCAGAAGACUGGGAGGAACAUGUCAACAGGACUGGCUGGACAAUGGCUCAAAACAAGCUGUUUAACAAGAUCCUCAAAGCCCUGCAGUCUGACCGGCUUGCACGCUUGGCCAAUGAAGGGGCUUGCAAUGAGCCUGUGCUGCGGCGUGUUGCUGUGGAUAAGUGUGCAAGGAGGGUGCGGCAGGCUCUGGCAAGUGUAAGCUGGGACACCAAGUUGAUCCAGUGGCUGCACACCACCCUUGUGGAGACCUUGAGCCUGCCCAUGCUGGCUGCUUACCUGGAUGCACUGCAGACACUGAAGGGGAAGAUCCCAACUUUGAUCGACCGGAUGCUUGUGUCGUCCAACACAAAGACUGGGGCUGCAGGAGCAGAGGCCUUGUCACUCCUCCUCAAGAGGCCCUGGGACCCCGCUGUUGGUGUGCUUUCUCAUAACAAACCAAGCAAACUCCCUGGUUCUCCUUUGAUUCUCAUCGCCUCCUCUGGUCCCUCCAGCUCCGUGUUCCCUGCCUCACGCCGUCACCGCUUCUGGCAGUCGCAGCUUUCCUGCUUAGGCAAGGUCAUCCCCGUAGCCACCCAUCUGCUGAGCAAUGGCAGUGGCGUCGGAGUUCUGCAGUGCCUUGAACACAUGACUGGGGCAGUAAGAAGCAAAGUGCUGGAGAUUCACAGCCACUUCCCACACAAACCCAUCAUCUUGAUUGGAUGGAAUACUGGAGCUUUGGUGGCUUGUCAUGUGUCUGUGAUGGAGUACGUCACUGCAGUUAUCUGCCUUGGGUUUCCUCUGCUUACUGUGGAUGGCCCCCGGGGGGAUGUGGAUGAUCCCCUCUUGGACAUGAAGACUCCAGUCCUCUUUGUCAUUGGUCAGAAUUCUCUACAGUGUCACCCUGAAGCCAUGGAGGACUUUCGGGAAAAGAUUAGAGCAGAAAACAGCUUGGUAGUGGUUGGGGGAGCUGAUGAUAAUCUCAGAAUAAGCAAAGCAAAGAAGAAAUCAGAAGGGUUGACUCAAAGCAUGGUGGACAGAUGUAUUCAGGAUGAGAUUGUGGACUUCCUGACUGGGGUGCUUACCCGUGCUGAGGGUCAAGUGGGCUCCGAGCCUCGGGAUCAGGAUGCUGAGAAGAAGAAGAAACCCCGGGACUUGGCCCGGAGAGACAUGGCCUUUGAAAUUCCUGAGCGAGGCAGUCGGCCUGCUUCCCCAGCUGCCAGGCUCCCCACAUCCCCCUCAGGCUCAGAGGACCUCUCCAGUGUGUCCAGCAGCCCUACCUCUAGCCCUAAGACCAAAGUGACGACAGUCACCUCUGCCCAGAAGUCUAGUCAGAUUGGGACGCCCCAGCUGCUGAAAAGACAUGUGCAGAGGACAGAAGCUGUGCUGACCCACAGACAAGCCCAAGCACAGUUUGCUGCUUUUCUGAAACAAAACAUGCUGGUGAGGAAAGCUUUUCCUCCUGGCACCUCCUCCUGUCUCUUUGUUCCCAUUUCAUCAGAACCAGUGGAGGAGGCGGAGAAAGAGGAGCUUAGAGUCCAACUGAAGCGGCACCAUCCUUCCAGUCCUCUUCCUGGUGCAAAGCCCUCAAAGCGACCGAAGAUCAAAGUGUCCCUGAUCUCCCAAGGGGACACAGCUGGAGGGCCAUGUGCUCUAUCUCAAGGUGGACCGCCUGAAGCUGCUGGAGGGAAGCCCAUCACCAUGACACUGGGAACGUCAGCAGGAGCCAAGGAGCUCACUGGACUUCUCACCACAGCCAAGUCAAGUCCUUCUGAAGGUGGAGUUACAGCCAGUGCAGCCCCACCUGUGGCUUCCAGCAAUGCCACAUCGAAUGCCAUCCACACACUGCAGAGCCGCUUGGUGGCCGCUUCUCCAGGCAGCUCCCUUCCAGGGGCCACUUCAGCCAGCAGCCUCCUCCAAGGCCUCAGCUUCAGCUUGCAGGACAUUACUAGCAAGACCUCUGGCCUCCCAGGAAGUCCCUCCCCAGGGCCAGCGCCACAGGCCACCGGUGUGAAAUUGCCAACCCCCAUGCAGAGUCUAGGUGCCAUCACCACAGGCACAAGCACCAUUGUCCGUACCAUUCCUGUGGCCACCACUCUCUCCUCCUUGGGUGCCACUCCUGGUGGGAAGCCCACUGCCAUCCACCAGUUGCUGACCAAUGGGGGCCUCGCUAAGUUGGCAAGCAGCCUACCUGGCUUGGCUCAGAUUUCUAACCAAGCAUCAGGCUUAAAGGUCCCCACCACCAUUACUCUGACGCUCCGGGGCCAGCCCAGCAGGAUCACCACACUAAGCCCUAUGGGUGCAGGCGCAGUACCAUCCGAGGAGCCCAGCUCCCAGAUGCUGCCCUCUAGCUCACAGCGCCUGCCUCCAGCUCCCUGAGUGUGCCAGCGAUAUGUCCUCCUUACCAGGAGAAGAGCUUGAACAACACUGGAGGGGCUGCUCCUGAAAGAUGCUGCCCCUGUGUUCUGGAACCAAAGAAAACUUGUAUCCUGCUUUGGUGGUGAAUCUGUGUGCAUCCCAUGGGUGACUUCUGAGGCAUGGCCUACAUACCCUGAAGAACUGCAGAACUGAGGAAGGGGAGCUGCAGCACACUGACCGUCACCUUUGAGAGGCUCACCAUCACGGAAGUGGCUGGAGUCUAUAGAUCACAUUCCUGAGGUCCCAUCUCAACCCACACUGCUUGGAAUGUGGAGACCCACCUCGUGGCAGACCUGGGCACAGCCUCAGAAGGUAGUACUCGCAUGAGUGUGUGGAAGGAUCAGGAAAGCUUUACAUUCUCUCAGACAACAGAGGGGGACAUCCCUGAGACGCAAAGACUUGUCCACCUUUGGUUGUAUCACUAUAAUAAUUUGGAGUGGAUGAAUUAAAAGAAGUGAGCCAGAGUGAUGGUUCUGAUCUUAAUGUUAGUAAAAAGAAUAAAAAAGCCUUCAACUUUGUGUCUGCUUCAGCUUGUU
Molecule: messenger RNA, 3362 nt
Organism: Acomys russatus (golden spiny mouse)
Lineage: Eukaryota; Metazoa; Chordata; Mammalia; Rodentia; Muridae
Gene: Kansl3
Product: KAT8 regulatory NSL complex subunit 3
Exons: 23
Coding region: 76-2787 (903 amino acids)
Biological process (GO): positive regulation of transcription by RNA polymerase II
Cellular component (GO): NSL complex
Source: RefSeq, a predicted model, not a curated record